Fundulus heteroclitus (mummichog) is the source of this 2346-nucleotide messenger RNA. Its product is annotated as keratin, type II cytoskeletal 8. Gene Ontology annotation, biological process: keratinization; intermediate filament organization. Bases 131 to 1717 code for a protein of 528 amino acids. Lineage: Eukaryota; Metazoa; Chordata; Actinopteri; Cyprinodontiformes; Fundulidae. The transcript has 8 exons. The record is from RefSeq and is a predicted model, not a curated record. Gene Ontology annotation, molecular function: structural constituent of skin epidermis. Gene Ontology annotation, cellular component: keratin filament.
AGAUUCCCCUCUGUCUAUCCGCCUCGGUCUCUCCCCUCUGCUGGCCUGCCUGUCUGCCUGCCUUGAUCCGAACGCAGAUCGCUCUGACCAUCCAAGAACUUCUUCCAUUCAAAAGAAAAGCUACUUCACAAUGUCUUUCAGGACCUCAAGUACUUCCUACAGGAGCUCCAGUGCCCCGAGGAACUUCAGCAGCAGCUCCUAUGCUGGACCAGGUGGCAUCACCUCCCGCAAGACCUUCACAGUAAAGAGCUCCUAUGGAGGUGCUGGCAGCAGGGGCUACGGAGGAGCAGGCAUCACCAGCAGCACUGCAUACGGCCUCAGCUCGAUGGGAGGUGCGGGAGGCUUCGGUAUGGGCUAUGGAGGAGGCAUGGCUGGUCAGGGCCCCAUCACUGCCGUCACCGUGAACAAGAGCCUGCUGGCCCCCCUGAACCUCGAGAUUGACCCCGCAAUCCAAGCCGUCCGUACCCAAGAGAAGGACCAGAUCAAGACCCUCAACAACCGCUUUGUCUCCUUCAUCGACAAGGUCCGUUUCCUGGAGCAGCAGAACAAAAUGCUGGAGACCAAAUGGAACCUGCUGCAGGGACAGACCACCACCCGCUCCAACAUUGACGCGAUGUUCGAGGCCUACAUCACCAACCUGCGCAGACAGCUGGACAGCCUGGGCAAUGACAAGAUGAAGCUGGAGGCCGACCUCCACAACAUGCAGGGCCUGGUGGAGGACUUCAAGAACAAGUAUGAAGAUGAAAUCAACAAGCGCACAGAGUGUGAAAAUGACUUUGUCCUCAUCAAGAAGGAUGUGGAUGAGGCCUACAUGAAUAAGGUUGAGCUGGAGGCCAAGCUGGAGAGUUUGACAGAUGAGAUCAACUUCCUGAGGUCGAUCUACGAGGAGGAACUGCGUGAGCUGCAGAGCCAGAUCAAGGACACCUCAGUCAUUGUGGAGAUGGACAACAGCCGCAACCUGGACAUGGACUCCAUUGUGGCUGAGGUCAGGGCACAGUACGAGGACAUUGCCAACCGCUCUCGUGCUGAGGCAGAGACUUGGUACAAGACCAAGUAUGAAGAGAUGCAGACCUCUGCCACGAGAUAUGGCGAUGACCUGCGAGCAACCAAAACAGAGAUCGCAGACCUCAACCGCAUGAUUCAGAGGCUCACAUCAGAGAUUGAUUCCAUCAAGGGACAGCGUGCCAACCUGGAGGCCCAGAUUGCUGAGGCGGAGGAGCGCGGUGAGAUGGCUGUGAAGGACGCCAAGGGUCGCAUCAAGGACCUGGAGGACGCACUGCAGAGAGCCAAGCAGGACAUGGCCCGUCAGAUCAGGGAGUACCAGGAUCUGAUGAACGUCAAGCUGGCUUUGGACAUUGAGAUUGCCACCUACAGGAAGCUGCUGGAGGGAGAGGAAGACAGACUGGCAAACGGCAUCAAGUCUAUCAACAUCUCCCAACAGAGCUCAAGCUAUGGCGGUUUCCCCAUGGACAGCAUGAAGAGCAGCUACUCCAGCGGAUACAGCAGCGGAUUCAGCAGCGGUUACGGUGGCAGCAAGGGCGGCUACAGCAGCGGCGGCUUCAGCAGCGGCAGCGGCGGCUUCGGCAGCGGCGGCUUCAGCAGCGGCAGCGCUGGCGGCUACAGCACCACUCAGACCAAGAAGAAUGUCGUCAUCAAGAUGAUCGAGACCAAGGACGGCAGGGUGGUGUCCGAGUCCUCUGAGGUCAUGGAGGAUUGAGCUGUUCAGAUUAGAGGUGCAGCUACCUGCCUGCUACGAUCUCCUCUGCCUCUCUGGUAGUUUUAUACCCACAGCUCACCCACCUCAACUAUUGUACUAAAUCAGUCUGAAGUAAAAUGCUUUCUGGCCACUCUCCAAUAGAGCACAAACCUGUUUUUAAUGAAGCAAUAAAUGAUCCUAACACUACCAAAGAUCUGAGAAAGGGACCAACGAACUCAUUCAGUAUGUCUGAUGUCUGAAUGUUUGUACUAAAAGAAGUAGCUUUGCAUCAAGCAGUGAAUUUCAACUUGGGCAAAUUGCAAAUAGGGAAAACAUUUGAAAAAAAAAAACCUUUGAAGCACACUCCUAUGAAGUCUAUGCAAGUGCUAAUCCAGACAUGAAGGGCUGUAGUGUUGCAUUUAAUGGACGGUGAUCUUGUCAAAGGAAUGUGAAUUUACUGAAACAGAGCUUCAGUGUUGUUGGUUAACCUUUGUCUCAAAAUUGCCUGCUACAGAAGGUAGUGCAUGUCUUCCCUGUGCCUGUUCUGUAACUGAAACUGUUCAAGCCUUUAGGAAGCUGCCCGUGUCACACUGUUGUCCUGAGGUGCUGUUUUUGCUACCAAACUGAAUAAAAAUGUGUUUACUGAAUGA